AUGGAAAACGCUGGCGCCGAUCGAUCUUUUGGAGCGACUGUCUUUGCGGCCCCGGCGGGCUCGGGCUCCGACCUUGCGGGCGGCGGCGGCGGCGGCGGCUUCGCAGGCCCUCACGCUUCGUUGUUGCUGCAAAACCCUACUCUCGGCACCCGCGGCAAUGCCCAAUCCCUCGAGGAUGUCUUUCGCGGCCUCCGGCUCUCGCCCCAGAAUCAGCAGUCUCCUCAUCCGGAAUUCGCUGGUGAUGUUCUUGACGCGUACCCACGUGCGUCCCCUGCUAAUGUUUCCGGUGUCGGUGUUUCUAGGACUGAUGGUUAUGAUGCGAGUCGUCAAAGCGCAGAUUCGAUCGGCUCGGGCCAGAAUGUAUUUAGGUUCAGCUAUGGUCCUUCUGUUAACGUCGAUUCUCUGAGCAAUCACUCUCCUGCAUUGAUCGGUGGUGGCUGGUUUCAGACCGAUCCCAAUGUGUUUGCCAUGGCUGGUUCGAGGGAGAGACUGUCUGUCGAGAAUCUCCGGUCUCUGCCCGCCUCGGGCCGAGCCGGUUCUUAUUCGAGAUUCUUGAGGCCGGACGUGAGUGACACUAGGCUUUUUGACCCACACUGGACGCCGGUUUCCUCAGCGGCGAUGAACAGCUUGCGCCAAAACAUACUGUUGUCUGCGAGGAAUGGUUUUCGCACGUUGCUCAGGACCAGGGAACCUUUCGACAAGGAGAAAGUAGAUAGGAUUUUCGUUCAGGUAAUCGACCGCGUCGGCGACUUUAUGGUUCAUCAGACUUGGAACCAUGUAAUCCAGAAUCUCGUGGAGAUCUGCGACGAUGUGCAGAGGACUAUGAUCCUAGAGAAGGUGACCCUUCAGGAGCCUUUACUAGUCCAGAUUUGUCUCGACUCGUAUGGAAUCCACGCCGUGAAGAAACUGCUGGACCACGUUACAACGCCGUAUCAGAUGAAGCUGGUCGUAGACGCUUUGUUGCCCGGCGUGGUCUCGCUGGCACUGGAGAGGAAUGGUGUGAUUGAGCAUUGCUUGCAGAACUUCCCUCAGGAGUAUACAGAGGCCUUUAUGGUGGAGCUGGCGAAUAAUUGCUACCACAUUGCAACCAAUCAAAACGGGUGUUGCACGCUGCAAGCUUGCAUUAACUAUUCCAACGGAGCGAGUCGCGAGCACCUCUUGGUCGAGCUAACAUCAUAUUCCCUGCAAUUAGCACAAGACGAAUACGGCAACUAUGUGGUGCAAAGUUUGCUCAGUUUGAUGAUGCCGGGUGUUACCAACAAGGUUUUAGAAGUGCUUCGAGGGAGUUUUCUCCCUUUGUCAACUAACAAGUAUGCUUCUCACGUGGUCGAGAAAUGUUUCAAUACCCUCGGAGAAGCGCAGUCUAGACAGAUUGCACUGGAGUUGACAAUGAGCCCGAGUUGUCCAAAACUUUUCACCGAUAAGUUCGGAAACUAUGUUACACAAAAGUUGCUGGAAGUAGCACAGCAGUUUUGGGGGCGUAUCUUCAGCUAUCUGGAGGCUCUGAUUCAAGAGCGUGAGACCCAGCUUGCAAAUAAUCCUUACGGUAAAAAUGUAUUGGCCAAGCUUAGGGAGUUGCAGAGGCGCAGGCGUGGUGUAUGA
Messenger RNA from Eucalyptus grandis, 1602 nucleotides. Its product is annotated as pumilio homolog 12. The record is from RefSeq and is a predicted model, not a curated record. NCBI's taxonomy places the organism in Eukaryota, Viridiplantae, Streptophyta, Magnoliopsida, Myrtales, Myrtaceae. Gene Ontology annotation, cellular component: cytoplasm. The transcript has 5 exons. Gene Ontology annotation, biological process: post-transcriptional regulation of gene expression. Bases 1 to 1602 code for a protein of 533 amino acids. Gene Ontology annotation, molecular function: mRNA binding.